AUGUCUAAAAAAGAAGUAAUUCACAUACACAUUGGACAAGCAGGUGUUCAAAUAGCUAACGCUUGCUGGGAAUUGUACUGCCUUGAGCAUGGCAUUCGUCCUGAUGGUAUCCUGGCAUUCUCAGAUGAUCAAGCCAGCUAUGGGGCAUUUUUUAAUGACACUGGUGCAGGCAAAGUCGUACCAAGAGUUGUUAUGAUUGAUUUGGAACCCACGCCCAUCGAUGAAAUAAGAUCAGGAACAUAUAGAGAACUCUUUCAUCCAACAUCAUUACUCACUGGUAAGGAGGAUGCUGCCAGUAAUUUUGCACGUGGAUACUUUAGUAUCGGUCAAGAAAUGAUCGAUUUGGCACUUAAUCGUGUUAGAACUGUGGCAGAAGAUUGCAAUUCCCUCCAAGGGUUUAUUAUAUUUCGAUCUUUUGGUGGAGGUACUGGAUCUGGAUUCACUGCCCUUUUAUUGGAAGGUUUAGUUAGAGAUUAUGGAAAGCUUACAAAAAUAGAGUUCGCUGUGUAUCCAGCCCCAAAAAUCUCACCCAUCAUUGUCGAACCGUAUAAUGCAGUUUUGACAACGCAUGCUUGUAUGGACACUGAAGAUGUUUGUUUUAUUUUUGACAAUGAAGCUUUAUAUGAUAUAUUGGCAAGAUCAUUAGAUGUCCCAAGGCCCACUUAUACAAAUUUAAAUAGGCUAAUUGCUCAGGUCGUAUCUUGCAUGACGGCUUCGAUGAGAUUUGAGGGAUCUCUAAACGUGGAAUUAGUAGAAUUCCGGACAAAUCUUAUUCCGUAUCCCCGAAUACACUUUCCUUUGAUAACGUUUGCACCAUUCGUGCCAGCGUCGCGAGCUAUGCACGAAGCCAUGUCCACGCAGCAACUUAUGAUGUCCUGCUUCGAACCGUCAAAUCAGAUGGUUAAAUGCGAUCCUAGACAUGGAAAUUACAUGUCAUGUUGCUUGUUCUUCAGAGGCGAUAUAAACCAGAAUGACAUUAAUGCGGCCAUAAAUCAAAUAAAAAGCAUGAGAACUAUUAAAUUUGUUUCAUGGUCACCAACAGGAUUUAAGAUUGGCGUGAAUUAUCAACCACCGGUCACAGUUCCUGGAGGUGAUUUAGCAGCGCUACAAAGAGCCGUUGUAAUGGUAUCGAACUCUUCGGCAAUUCGCAUCGCCUGGGAGCGAUUGUGCAAAAAGUUUUCAUUGAUGUACUCUAAACGAGCUUUCGUACAUCAUUAUGUUGGCGAAGGAAUGGAGGAAGGGGAAUUUACCGGUGCUCUACAAAACGUAAAAGCAUUAUCAAAUGACUACAAAGAAAUGGAAACGGAUUGA
Parnassius apollo (apollo) is the source of this 1311-nucleotide messenger RNA. Lineage: Eukaryota; Metazoa; Arthropoda; Insecta; Lepidoptera; Papilionidae. The record is from the annotation of a GenBank genome assembly.